Messenger RNA from Macroventuria anomochaeta, 552 nucleotides. RefSeq lists its product as uncharacterized. Gene Ontology annotation, biological process: transmembrane transport; carbohydrate transport. The record is from RefSeq and is a predicted model, not a curated record. Lineage: Eukaryota; Fungi; Ascomycota; Dothideomycetes; Pleosporales; Didymellaceae. Gene Ontology annotation, cellular component: membrane. The transcript is spliced from 3 exons. The annotation marks the transcript as partial. Gene Ontology annotation, molecular function: carbohydrate:proton symporter activity.
UUGAAAUUCGCGACUGGAGCGCUCGGUCCUGCGUCUGUGGGCGUUAUCGUCUCCUGGUAUUUGAUAUUGCGGUUCGGUCGUCGUCCCUUGUACGUGUGGACGUGCUUGGCGCUCAGCAUCCUGCUUUUGAUCAUUGGUAUCAUUGCCACUGUUUCAGAAUCUUCUGGCGCCAGCUUCGCGCAGGCUGGCAUGGUGUUGGCAUGGGAGGUCAUCUUCUACUCGACUAUUGGCCCUGUCUGCUAUGCCAUCAUCAAUGAGAUCCCUGCUGUCAGCGUUCGCUCGAAGUCCAUUUGUUCGGCACGUAUUGGGUAUCACCUCAGCCAGAUCUUCAACAUGACGUCGAUUCCAUUCAUGCUCAAUCCAACCGAAGGCAAUUGGAAAGGUAAGAUUGGGUACUUUGCUCUUGCUGGACUCGCUUUUCUCACCUUCCUGUGGUCCUACUUCGGAUUGCCAGAGACAAAAGAUCGCUCUUUUGCUGAGAUUGAACACCUGUUCGUGAACAAGGUCAAGACCCGGCAGUUCACCCAAACUAAGGUGGACACCUUCGAGGAG